GUGACAGUUUAGCUGCAGCGACUUCAAGGCACGUGUUGGCUUUCCUCAAUCUACAUUUUGAUUGUCUCUUGUCUCGCUGGCAGUGGCUGUUAUACAGGAGCAUCUAGCAGAGCCUUCUCUAAUUAUUCUUACAUUGUUGAUCCUUCAGUUGRUCUUCUCUCUGUGUGUGUGUGUGCGCGCGUCUGUGAAUUUAAUUUGGCCAGAAAAGCUAUUAUCACUGGAGAUCGCUUACAUCGAAUAACUAUAAAUCAGACAUCAUGUGUGACGAACUAACAAAGGAGCAAAUUGCACUGCUGCGCAAUGCCUUCAAUGCAUUUGAUCCCGAGAAGAAUGGAUACAUCAAUACGGCGAUGGUGGGCACCAUCCUGAGCAUGUUGGGCCACCAGCUGGACGAUGCCACGUUAGCCGAGAUCAUUGCCGAGGUGGACGAGGAUGGCUCGGGUCAGAUUGAGUUCGAGGAAUUCACGACCUUGGCAGCCCGUUUCCUCGUUGAGGAAGAUGCCGAGGCAAUGAUGGCCGAGCUGAAGGAGGCCUUCCGGUUGUACGACAAGGAGGGCAACGGCUACAUCACCACCGGAGUUCUGCGUGAAAUUCUGCGCGAAUUGGAUGACAAGCUGACAAACGAUGACCUGGACAUGAUGAUUGAGGAAAUUGAUUCUGAUGGCUCCGGCACUGUUGACUUCGAUGAAUUCAUGGAAGUUAUGACAGGCGGCGAUGAUUAGGGUGAAGAUGAUGAACUGCUCACGGAGUUAAAUAAAUUUAUAUAUUUACAAUUAGUUGUAUCGGCUACAGUUUGAAAUCUGU
Messenger RNA from Drosophila arizonae, 804 nucleotides. It is a transcript of the gene TpnC41C, whose product is annotated as Troponin C at 41C. Gene Ontology annotation, molecular function: calcium ion binding. The record is from RefSeq and is a predicted model, not a curated record. Gene Ontology annotation, cellular component: myosin II complex. Lineage: Eukaryota; Metazoa; Arthropoda; Insecta; Diptera; Drosophilidae.